Psylliodes chrysocephalus is the source of this 312-nucleotide messenger RNA. Lineage: Eukaryota; Metazoa; Arthropoda; Insecta; Coleoptera; Chrysomelidae. The record is from the annotation of a GenBank genome assembly.
AUGGCAUUGUCAAGAAGAGUAUGUGUGAAUGAUUCAAACAAUUUUUGUUUCAUUUGUGGAGAGUAUGUAUUUAAAGAAUACCGUUUAAAUGUGAAAACGUUCGUAAAUGAGACUUACAAAAAUUACUUUGGGCACCCGCUGGAAAUGAUAAAUAAGCCUUGGAUUCCGCAAAAGGAAGAGCCAGAAGAUUUUGGGACGAAAAACGACAGUAGUGAUAGUGACUUCGAAUACGACCUGGGAACGCCAAAACCAUUCAAUCAAGAUGAUUUAAACGACUUAAUUAGAGAUCUUGGACUGUCAAAGUCAGCUUAA